CUGAUUCUCUGUCCCAGUCAUGGGAGCUUUCUUUCUAUAAAAAAUCUUACUUUUUAUUUAACAUGGUGUUUACACUGACACAACUCUCCCCCCAACCAAACAAAAAUAAAAAGGCCCAACUUCGUGAGUACUCCACCAACACGAUUGAGUUUUGGAGAGUAGUUGGUGUAUCAGGAAAUUUGGAAGGUUCGCUGCCAUUUAUAACACGUGGACCAACCUCACCUACACAAUUCUUCUUACGUUACGACUAUUUUACUACUAGUCUACAACAACGUUGUCACUUACCAGUUACCACAGAUCAAGAGAGAGAUAGAGAGACAAAGAUGAGGAAGAGCAUAAGCGAAGUCGGAGUGGAGGACUUUGUGAAGGCAGGGCUAACCAUAGAGGAGGCCAAAGAAUUCCAAAGGGUACUCAAAGAAGCAGUUUUUGGAGCCAAAGGGUCUGACCCAAGAGAGGUUUGGCGAUCACUGGUGGCUCAAAGGGUGCUAAAGCCAUGGCACCCACAUGCGCUGCAUCAGCUAGUCUACUACUCGGUCUAUGCCAAUUGGGACUCCCUCACCAAUGGUCCUCCUCUCUACUGGUUCCCUUCUCUAGAUCAGUCUAAACAUACAAACUUGGGACGUUUGAUGGAAAAGUAUGGUUCAAAGCUAUUAGAAACAUCAUACAAGGAUCCUAUUACAAGUUUCAGCCACUUUCAGAACUUCUCUGCUCAGCAUCCUGAGGAUUACUGGUCUAUUGUUCUAAAAGAGCUUUCAGUUUCAUUUCAUGAGGCCCCAAAGUACAUUUUAGAUACUUCCAACAAAUCGAAACAAGGGGGAACAUGGUUUCCAGGUUCAGUUUUGAAUAUUGCUGAGUGUUGUUUGCUACCUAGAACUCAUCCAAGAAAAGAAGAUGACAGUGUGGCUAUUGUGUGGAGGGAUGAAGGCUGUGAUGAUUCCAAUAUUAAUCACAUGACACUGAAAGAACUUCGAGAACGAGUAAUGUUGGUGGCAAAUGCACUGGAUGCAGUAUUUUCAAAGGGUGAUGCAAUUGCAAUUGAUAUGCCAAUGACAAUCAAUGCAGUUAUCAUAUAUUUGGCAAUUAUACUAGCAGGAUUUAUUGUUGUAUCAAUAGCUGACAGUUUUGCAGCAAAGGAAAUUGCAACUCGUUUGCGUGUGUCAAAAGCAAAGGGUAUCUUCACUAAGGAUUUUAUAUUAAGAGGAGGCAGGAAGUUUCCUUUGUACAGUCGAGUUGUAGAAGCUGCUCCUUAUAAAGCUAUAGCGCUCCCUGUUAUUGGUAAUGAUGUGGGCAUUCAGUUAAGAGAACAGGAUAUGUCGUGGAAAGAAUUUCUUUCUAGUGCCAAUCACCAUCCGAGAUCAAAUAAUUAUAUUCCAGUCUAUCAACCAGUGGAAUCUGUGAUUAAUAUACUUUUUUCAUCUGGAACCACAGGAGAACCAAAAGCUAUUCCAUGGACACAGCUUUCACCAAUUCGAUGUGCUGCUGAUUCAUGGGCUCACAUUGAUGUUCAAGUUGGAGAUAUUUUCUGCUGGCCCACAAAUUUGGGAUGGGUGAUGGGACCGAUCUUACUCUACUCUUGCUUUCUAUCUGGUGCAACUCUUGCACUCUAUCAUGGAUCACCUCUUGGCCAUGGCUUUGGAAAAUUUGUUCAGGAUGCAGGAGUGACUAUUUUGGGUACAGUUCCCAGCAUAGUAAAAGCUUGGAAGAAUACAGAAUGUAUGAAAGGCUUAGAUUGGACAAGGAUAAAAUCAUUUGGAUCCACAGGGGAAGCAUCCAAUGUUGAUGAUGACCUUUGGCUUUCUUCACAAUCUUAUUACAACCCCAUUAUAGAAUGUUGUGGUGGCACAGAACUUGCGUCAUCUUAUAUCCAAGGAUGUCCGCUGCAGCCGCAAGCUUUUGGAACCUUUAGCACAGCAUCAAUGACAACAGGCUUUGUCAUCCUUGAUGAACAUGGGAUACCAUAUCAUGAUCAAGCUUGUGUUGGUGAAGUUGGUUUAUUCCCCCUAUACAUGGGAGCAACUGAGAGAUUGCUUAAUGCCGAUCAUGAUGAAGUUUAUUUCAAGGGAAUGCCAAUGUACAAAGGAAUGCACCUCAGGAGACAUGGAGAUAUCAUUAAGAGAACUGUUGGAGGAUAUUUCACUGUUCAGGGUAGGGCUGAUGACACUAUGAACAUUGGAGGCAUUAAGACAAGUUCUGUUGAAAUUGAGCGUGUAUGUGACCGUGCUGAUGAAUGCAUCUUGGAGACUGCUGCAAUCAGUGUUGCACCCGUAGAUGGUGGUCCAGAACAGUUGUUCAUAUUUGUAGUCUUAAAGAAAGGAUCUUCUAUUGAACCAGACAAGCUGAAAAUCCUUUUCUCAAGGACAAUUCAGAGCAACCUCAACCCGUUGUUUAAGGUGAAUUAUGUUAAGAUUGUUCCGGAGUUUCCUAGAACGGCUUCUAACAAGUUACUGAGAAGGGUUCUAAGAGACCAAAUAAAGCAUGAGCUCUCAACUCGGAGUAAAAUUUAAUGUGAACAUCAUCAAUUUUGUCAUGCACAAAAAUAUCAAUAAGGUCAUUAAUGUGAGGUGAAUUUUGAGAAUUGAGAUGGUUGAAUUAGUGAAACAUGUAAAUAGAAUAUGAAAUGGUUGAGAAAUAUGUUACAUGUUGAUGGAAAUCUGUGGUUAAAUUUGACUAUAGGCAUAUUGCCCUAUAAAGUGUGACUAGAAUAUAGUCAUUUUUUGUAGAGCAGCAGAUGUUUUAGGUGCAAGCUGUUCGCUGAAUAGUCUACAUUGGGAUUUGAGAAA
Molecule: messenger RNA, 2780 nt
Organism: Quercus lobata
Lineage: Eukaryota; Viridiplantae; Streptophyta; Magnoliopsida; Fagales; Fagaceae
Product: probable acyl-activating enzyme 18, peroxisomal
Exons: 14
Coding region: 63-2504 (813 amino acids)
Source: RefSeq, a predicted model, not a curated record